AUUUAAUCAAAACUGCUAUUCAUUUGCUUAGCUGUCUAGGUAUUACUUGAGUUUCACCGGGGUGACACAGCGCUACAUGCAGAUCUAGAUAUGUAUUCGUUCGUAUUGUGGUUCUAGAAUUCUACAUGUCCACCUAGUAGAUCUAGUAUCGAAUGAUAACUCCAGAAAACCCGCCGGUGGCGAAACUGCCAGAAUUCGUUCGUGAUAUUUAGCUUGCGCGAAAUGCAUCGAGCGACAUCCAUAGACUCGACUUACUGGAUAGGCACCUAUCCUUAGUCAUCUACAUAUACACUAUACUAUGUAAGCUUCUCGGACUGUCGGAGAGCUUGUAGUGGAUCAGAUGUGGAGGUAAGGGAUUGUGGAAAUGAUGGAAAUGUUUAUUUUCCAUGUGGCUUCGAUUAUUAUGUACGUAGUAGAUAUCGGAUUAGAUAAGAUUAGAUUACUAAAAGUUUCGCGGGACCACAUGUACCUAAUUCCACAUACCUAUUCAAUCCUCACUUGGAACACUCUAUGACAAGCCUAGCUACUUUCUCCCCGACUCUUUGACAUGUCAUGGUUUCGUCACUUAAUAAGAGGUAUCAUGGCGUCCGAACCGAAGAGGGUCCCAAUUCCCCGCAACGGUGUUGAUUACAGAGGCAAAAUUGUCCUCGCGCCUAUGGUUCGUUCUGGAGAGCUACCAUCGCGGCUGCUGGCUCUACAUUAUGGUGCCGACUUAGUAUGGGGACCCGAAACUGUGGAUAGGUCCAUGAUCGGAACGACGAGACAGUUCAACCCAGACACCAAGACAAUUGAAUGGACAAGGAAACCAUCUCUAGGUACCAGGAACCCACCGGUCGAUGUGAAAGACAGUGUAAUAUACAGGUUGCACCCCGAGAAAGAAGGACGAAAACUCAUCUUCCAGAUCGGUACCUCGAAUCCCGAUUAUGCGGUACAGGCAGCUAGACAAGUCGCCGCCGACGUCGCAGGUAUCGACGUGAAUGCCGGGUGCCCCAAGCCCUUCAGCACGCACGAUGGCAUGGGAGCCGCUCUACUUCGGACUCCCGAUAAAUUAUGUUCCAUCCUAGAAGCGCUAGUCCAGAAAAUAACGCCCGAAUUCGAGAUCGGGAUAAGCGUCAAGAUUAGGAUUCUCGAGACCGCGCAAGAGACCGAAGCGUUGGUUAGGAGGCUUGUUGCUACUGGUAUAACAGGCCUGACGGUCCACUGCCGAACAACCCCUAUGCGGCCGAGAGAGCGAGCUAUUCGGGGUCAACUCCGUAUGAUAGCAAACCUGUGUCGAGAAGCAGGUGUUGCAUGUCUCAUGAAUGGUGACAUUGAGAAUAGAGACCAAGCGCUCGAGCUUAUGAAAGAAUAUGGUGUCGAUGGUGCCAUGAUAGCAACCCAGGCCGAAAAGAACCCUAGUUGCUUCAGGAGCAAGGCUGACGGGGGUUUCCUGCCGUGGAACCAAGUCGUAGAACAAUAUAUCCGCUACGCCAUGGAGGUCGAAAACAAAUUCGGAAACACCAAAUUCUUACUUUGCCAACUCAUACCGGGGAAGCAGUAUGUGUACCGCUCCCUCAGCAGCUGCAAGAGUUACACACAGAUGUGCCAAUUACUUGGCCUUGAUCAUCUGUUGGAGCGGGCUCGUGAGGUUGACAUUAGCCGCGACAUCGAUCCGGAUACCGCAAGGAAGAAAGAUAAGAAGACCAACGACAGCGCUCUCGCCGCAGGGGGGGACGCUGCAGAGUCGCGGUCGAAACCUCAGGCUAAGAAAAACUUGUCGGAACGAGGGGCUCGCGCCCAGGCAAAAACACCACCCGCCGAAACUAUGGCAAUCCCUGCCUGAGAAUGGGUUAUAGCUUACAUCAUAGGGAUUCGGGAUAGGGAGGUUGGCAUCUAAAGGCGUUGAGCAGGCAUAUAUCCCCUUUUAGGUUUUAGGGUGAGUUGGUGAAUGAAGGCAUUUACAUGGACAUAUACAAGGGGGUAAAAAAAGGGGUUUGCUAAUAUUUGUGGCCGCCAAGG
Messenger RNA from Annulohypoxylon truncatum, 1998 nucleotides. Its product is annotated as dihydrouridine synthase. Bases 548 to 1822 code for a protein of 424 amino acids. Gene Ontology annotation, molecular function: tRNA dihydrouridine synthase activity; flavin adenine dinucleotide binding. Gene Ontology annotation, biological process: tRNA dihydrouridine synthesis. Gene Ontology annotation, cellular component: cytoplasm. The transcript has 2 exons. The record is from RefSeq and is a predicted model, not a curated record. Lineage: Eukaryota; Fungi; Ascomycota; Sordariomycetes; Xylariales; Hypoxylaceae.